Messenger RNA from Dunckerocampus dactyliophorus (ringed pipefish), 4230 nucleotides. It is a transcript of the gene kank2, whose product is annotated as KN motif and ankyrin repeat domains 2. NCBI's taxonomy places the organism in Eukaryota, Metazoa, Chordata, Actinopteri, Syngnathiformes, Syngnathidae. Gene Ontology annotation, molecular function: protein binding. The coding region runs from base 210 to 3242 and encodes 1010 amino acids. The record is from RefSeq and is a predicted model, not a curated record. Gene Ontology annotation, biological process: negative regulation of G1/S transition of mitotic cell cycle; negative regulation of intracellular estrogen receptor signaling pathway; negative regulation of actin filament polymerization. Gene Ontology annotation, cellular component: cytoplasm. The transcript is spliced from 13 exons.
AGCCACACUGAGCAUCCUGGCUGCGGUGUUUUUGUCUGUAUGUCAGUGAGCGCUCCCGGGGCCGAGACGGCUGAAAGGAUUUCCAAAAAAGGGGGGAGGCAGGUGCCCACCUCAAAAGCGUGAGAGAAGGAAGGGAGUUGGAGGAGGCCGACCAAGAGCAGCUGUAUGGUGAGAGUUAGCGGGUGACUGAUAACAGCAUCCAGCCUAAAAUGGCCCAAGUGCUGCAUAUGGACCCCGGCUUCCCAGGGAAACUCAGCUCGCCAGCUCCCCCCUCCUUGCACGGCAAGGAACAGGAGGCGCCCUACUCAGUGGAGACCCCCUACGGUUACCGUCUGGACCUAGACUUCCUCAAGUAUGUCAACGACAUAGAGAAGGGGAACACCAUCAAGAAGGUGCCGAUUCAACGGCGUCCGCGCUACGGCUCGCUGCCCCGCGGCAGCUAUGGCUACACAGGCUCCUGGUGGACCUCCACCGAGUCUCUGUGCUCCAAUGCCAGCAUGGACAGUCGGCACUCCUCCUACUCCUACUGCGCCCCGGGCUACCACACCACACAGAGGCCCAGCUUCAGCACCGCUCGUGUGGAGAAGACCUUGCUGGAUGCGCGCAGGAAGCUGGAGGAGGAGAAAGAAGGACGGAGGUUCUGUAACCUGGGCAGCAUGCACAGCAGCGUGGCGGGCUCCAACACCUCCAUCAGCAGUGCGCACAGCUUCAACCGGGCCCAGGGUGGGGGAGGAACCUUCACUCCCGUGAGCUCCGGCCUCUCCACUCCGGUGACACCCACCCCGGCUCACCUGCAGCAUGUCAGGGAGCAGAUGGCAGCCGCCCUCAGGAAGAUCCGAGACCUGGAGGAGCAGGUAAAGACCAUACCUGUUCUCCAGGUGAAGAUCUCUGUGCUGCAGGAGGAGAAGCGCCAGCUCAGUGUCCAACUGAAGAGUCAAAAGUUUCUGGGCCACACAAUGAGUUUUAAUCGAGGUCGGAGCAGAGGAGAGCUGUACAUCGAUAUCCCAGAAGAAGAGGUGAGUGCUGGAGCAAAGGGCAGCGGCAAACCAUCAGGGCCGCUAUCUCCCACCACACCUGAGAGCUCCAAACAAGACUCAGGAUGUGAGAUUGAGGACACAGUUAUCGUGGCCGGAGCCAGGCCGGAUGCAAAGCGAGAGGUGCGCACAAUUGGAGUAGGACCAGAGGGAGAGAAGAGCAGCCGGCAGGUGGGGGUCGGAGUUCGGGAGGUGGAUCUGGGGCUACUGCCUGAGGCCGAGGCUUUAAAGAAUCAAGUGGUUCACCUGGAAGGUCAGCUGAAAAGAAUGAUGGAGGAGCUGCAGGCCACGCAGUUGCAGGCCACAUCUGCCCAGAAGGACACGGGCCCUCGGGCGGAGCACCCGGUGAUGGCCACCAGCAUGGGCUGGCAGGAGCUACAGGACAGCAACCUGCAGACUCUGGUCACCUUCACGCAGCAGUCCCCGCACAGGGAACAGAGGACUGUGGGGAUCCAGGUGUACACGCUGGAGCAGCCUACCGUGGUGGAGGUGGGCUCUCUGUUGCGAGCGGUGAGCUGCAGCCCACCUUCUGCGGCAGUUGAGGACCACCAUAGAGGACCAACUGAAGGUUCAACAGAAGCUCCAGCAGGCUUGCCGGUCGCAGUCAGUUCCAAGCAGGUCCGUGACGUUCUAAAGAGUGAGCUGUCCACCUCAGUACCCGUAUCCAACCCCGCCAUGACUGUAGGCACCGCCAGGAAUCAGAUGGCUGCAAUCGUGUAUUUCAAAGAGGAGGAGACACGCCUUGACGGAAGCGCAGAGUCACAAGAUGGCCACAUGACAGCCUCGUCUCCGUCUCUGAGGUCCAUCAUGAAACGGAAAGCAGAGGGGGAACCCGGCUCGCCGUCUACGAAGAAAAACCUUCAGUUCAUUGGUGUAAAUGGAGGCUACGAGUCAACAUCGUCAGACGAGAGCAGCAGCGACAGCUCGGAUGAAGGGAGCGACUCCAGUGAGUAUCACGAAGCCCGGGAAAAACUACCAGAGUCCACGGUCGAGCACCAGCGAACCUCCCAGCCUCUAGAGGGCAACGCCGUACUUCAGCAGACGUCUGCCAAAACAGCGGCCGAGCAUUCCGCCUCUCAGCCCACAACAACGGACCAAACUCCACUGUCUCCAGCGUCCGAGGCUGUAGCGCCAGAGUGUGGCUCCCAGACGACGGCGCCCGGCGCCAGCCUGGCACCUCCUUGUCCUGCCAAGGGGUCUGCCUGCCAGGAGAGUGCCAGCCUGCCGUCAACCACCAGCACUGAAUCCAAGUCGCAUGUUACCUCCUCAGCAGCUCAGUGUGUCGCUCAGAGUCCAGACGUUGCUAGGCAGCAGGCGGCAAACGCUACUGUCCCCUCCGGCCAACCCAAGCCAGCACCUGAGAGCGUCCCCACUGACGUGUCAGCUAAACAAGUCAGGCUGGAACUAAGCGAUAGCCUGAUGUCGGCUCUUCAUGACCUUCAGAAAGCCCUUGGAGAGCCUAACGCCUUCAGCGAACAAGGCGCCAGGGUGGCGUACACUAGCGUUCUGCAGGAGUGGCUGCGCGUGUCCUGCCACAAAGCAGCGGACGUGGCGGCGGUCAAGGCCUACACGGAUGCCUUCGCCGCGGUCUCCCCUCAGCUGCUGGAGUUUAUCAUCAACAUGGCGGACGGAAACGGGAACACGGCGCUGCACUACACCGUCUCACACUCCAACUUCCCUGUGGUCAAACUGCUGCUCGACACCGGCUUGUGCAAUGCUGACAGGCAGAACAAGGCGGGCUACACUGCCAUCAUGCUCACCGCCCUAGCUGCCUUCCACUCCGACAGUGACCUUCAAACUGUCCUACAGCUGCUGCGCACUGGGGACGUCAACGCCAAGGCCAGCCAGGCCGGUCAGACGGCACUGAUGCUGGCGGUCAGUCACGGCCGGGGUGACAUGGUGCGGGCCCUCCUGUCCUGCGGGGCCCAGGUCAACAUCCGCGACGAUGACGGCUCCACGGCGCUCAUGUGCGCCUGCGAGCACGGUCACGUGGACAUUGUGCGUCAGCUACUGUCUGUGCCGGGCUGUGACGCCACUCUCACUGACAACGAUGGCAGCACGGCGCUCUCCAUCGCUCUGGAGGCCAGCCAGAAUGACAUUGCUGUGCUUCUUUAUGCUCACCUCAACUUUGCAAAGCCUCCUUCCCCUGUUUCACCAAAAUCCCCUCUCCUGGGUUCCUCUCCUCCUCCUGCUGGCGAAACAAAAUAAAAGUCCACUGGUUCUGCAGCCGACAAGAUAACUACAAUUUUGUGUGUUUUUCACCCCUGUUCAUUUAAGCACAUUUAAUGGCUCAUUUGCAGAUGGUCACAUGAUUGCCUCCACUGUCGUUAUCAGCCUUUACAGCUGUGGGUUUUUUUAGGGUGGAGUUGUGUCAGCUAAACUCCGGCUCACAUUUGGUCACUAAUAACAUGAGAUGAUGUUUUUGUUGCUGCAUAAUUCACAUUUAUAAUAUAAAAGUGUCCUUGAUCAGUUGUCUCCACGCGGUCUGCGGUGCUACAAAAUACUGCACCGCUGCGACUGUUUUAUCCGUAUUUAUACAGUAUAUCAAACUUUAUGCACUCUAUUUUUGAUAGUUUUUCCUCAGGACUUCAGUGGAUUACUAUUUUUAUUUGAACCAGCAAACAAAUGAUUUUAAGUGUGGGGUGCACCAACAUUCCCUAAAAAGGCUUGGAUACUCUGCGUUUCCAUUUGUGAAGCUUGUUGGCUGUGCGGAAAGAGUUGUGUUUGUAAUUGUGAGUGUUUGACAGGACCGCUUGCUGUGGUCGUGUAUGGAGGAACAGAGUGGCGGGAGCGGGAAGUGACAGAUGAGGGUCUGUGAAGUUGUGUAUGAUAUCUAAAUAAUAUAUGUGUCAACUGGUAGCUAAUACAACAACAAAAACCUAAACCCUUGAGGCUGUUGAUGUCGACCUUUCUAAUACUUUUUAACCCCGCAAAUUUCAUAUUCACUUUUUGAGCGACUCAGUCUUUUAUAAACGUGUUCUUAAUUUAAGCAUCUAUCUUUUUUAUACAUGUAGGGUUUUUAAGCUCACACCUACUUGAUGUAACCUGCACAGAUCUUAAUUAAGCUCAUGUGUUAUAUGAAGGGUUAUGUACAAUUUUUUAGACUGUGUUUCUUCUAUAAUGUGUGCAUUUUUUGGAAGAAUUAUUAAUAAUAAAUAUGGACCACACUGUCUCUGUUGUUCCUUAUUAUUCUGUA